CCUCAGAUGUCUGGCUGCUUUUCUUAAGUGCAAUCAUCUAUAAUUGAAAAAAAAAAAAAAAAGCCAUACGUGGAAAUGUGUGUGUGAGAAGGUGCAUCUUGAAGCAGGGUUUAGUUACAAUCGAUCUUGGGGGGAAAAUAUUGCCUAUGGUCCAAAAAUAAGGAGCAACUAUGUCCUUCUCUCAGUUCGGAUACCCCUACAGCACCACUUCACAGUUCUUCGUGCCCGCCAGCCCCAGCACGACCUGCUGCGAGGCCGCCCCCCGCUCCGGGCCGGAUGCCUCCUCGGCGCCGGCCGCCGCCUCCCUGUGCUGCGCCCCGUACGAGAGCCGGCUGCUGGCGCCCGGCCGCGCCGAGCUCAAUGCCGCGCUGGGCAUGUACAGCGCCCCGUACGCCGCCGGUCAGGGCUACGGCAACUACCUGCCCUACGGCGCCGAGCCCGCCGCGCUCUACACCGCGCUGAACCCCCAGUAUGAAAUCAAAGACGGCGCCGGCACGCUGCACUCGGGAAUCGCGCAGCCCGCUACCUACUACUCCUACGAUCACUCCUUGGGGCAGUACCAGUACGACAGGUACGGGACGGUGGAUUUCGGUGGUUCAGCCAGACGCAAAAAUGCAACGCGAGAGACGACGAGUACUCUCAAGACCUGGCUGUACGAGCACCGCAAAAACCCCUACCCCACCAAAGGAGAGAAAAUCAUGCUGGCUAUCAUCACUAAAAUGACCCUGACGCAAGUGUCCACUUGGUUUGCUAACGCAAGACGGAGGCUUAAGAAAGAAAACAAAAUGACCUGGUCUCCCAAGAACAAAGCCGGGGAAGAGAGGAAAGAAGAAACCCCGAGGGAAGAGGAUGAAUACAGUGCGGAGGGUGAAGGCAGAGAGCAGAAGAGCUACAAGGAGGACAAGGACCUGCAGUUCAGCGACCUGGAGGAGGAGGAGGAGGAGGAAGAGGAGGAGGAGGAGGAGGCGGGGAAGCCGGAGAAGGGCCGGACCAGCUCCCUGCAGGAAGCCCCCAGCCUGGGCGCGGCGCUGCCCGAGGCUCCACGGAGCGACUGCAGCCUGCCCGGCCCCUUCCACGCCUUUCCUUGUGCCAAGGCCCCCUCCGCAGACUUCGCCCCCGCCUCCUUGGCCGGCCCGCCGCCGCCCUACGCGCCCGCGGAGAAGCCGCGCAUCUGGUCGCUGGCGCGCACCGCCGGGGCCAGCGCGGCGCGCAGGGGCAGCCCCGAGGGCGGCGGAGCGGCGGGGGAGCAACCCCUGCCCGCCAAGGCCUUCCGGAGCUCCGCUUUCAACCUGCAGCCGCUCCCGCGAAGCUGCGCGUCCCACCGCGGCCUGGGGGAGCCGUGCCAGUUCGCGGCGGCGGGCGAAGGCUUCGGGCGGGGCGCCAAGGGCGGCCCGGGAGGCACCGAGCUGGGUGGGACCUGCCUGGAAAGGCUGCGGACGGCGUUCCGGCCCGUGCUGCGGAGGUGAGGUAGGUGACGGGCCGGUUCGGGGCCCCGCCUCGCACGAAGCGCACGCCGGCCCGCCUGGCCCUGGACACAGGAGCGGCCCCGGCCUGAGAGCGCUGCGCCGGGGCCGCCGCUCGGCCGCUCCCGUCCGGCCGGGGCAGCAACCCGCGGCCACUUAGCACCAGCUUAUCCCCGCUUCUCCGUCCCGCAGGGCCGCCCGCCCCUUCCUGGGCGCUGGCGACGGGGCUCUGGCUGUAAGGAAGCACUCGGCUUGACGCAGCGAAAGAAACCUCUCCCCGGGCCGGCGGUGGCCUCGCGGCUCCGCCUGCCCUGCCCUCGCCGGGGAAGGGCCGCCGCGGCACAACGUGCUGCGCACAUGGGGCCGAGGGCCGCGGCGGGCGGAGCGGCCGCAGGACCGGCGCCUCCCGCCGCUCGCCUGCCAUGUGUUCAAUAUUGCCCAUUGACGUCUUUGCAAAAAGGAAGAAAAACCCCCACCCUGAUAUUUUCUCUUUUCCUCCCACGUCGUGUUUUGUUUCUCCUUUUUCUCCCAAACCUGCGCUCUCUGCUCAGCGCCCUGCUCUGCCAAGGGGCACCAGUUUGCUGCGCGCCAUCCCGGGGAGGAGAAGGAGGGGAAGCGGCGCAGGUUACGCCGGACUGUUUCUUUCCCGUCUCUGUACCUAGAUACCGCUGAAAGUAUUUUUCGGAGUCUCUAAUUAACACGGGUGAGCUGAACGCCACGAAGCUGUCAGUGACCUCGGAGCUCUCCAGCCAGGAGCCGGCACAGCCCAGGAGAAGCGGCCCCGGGCACCCGCCACCCGCCCUGGGGCACGGCCGGGGCACCCCUGGGCCGCGGGUGGCGACCGGGCAGCGAAGUAGGACGUUGUUAGUGGGUCACUGCCGCCAGUCAGUCAAAAGAGCAGUGCUGCACUUUACAGGACAGGCGAGAAAGGGAAACCGUAUCUCUGCAUUAUUUCUGUUUAAUUAAAAGUGUCAUCAAACACUUUGUGUUCGGACUAAUAAACCAAGCAGGGAUGAGGAAAGAAUGUUUCUUUGUUCCUGUCUCUAGAAGCAGUGGCAAUAAUUUAAAUUAAUAACUGUGGUAAUUAAGAGGUCAUCUAUAGAUCAACCCGAUACCUUCUAUUUCCAAGUUCACCGGGGUCAGCAUUUACAUUAAGUCAUUUGUGGUCAAUAGAGUCCAAUGAAUUCUGCCUUAAUAAAUCAGGGAAAUCAAUCUUGAAUAUCGAGUAGACUUCUAUAUGUUUACUAAAGGCUACUCAAACGAGUGGGGCUGCCUAACAGGGAGCCCCCUGGGUUUGUGACCGGAGAAGCAAUUCAUAGGGGAAAGGAGGAGCUGCAGGUCAACGCAGGGAGAUACGAGGGGGCUGCCGCCGGCUUCGGCCCCGGUAACAGCCGCGGCCCCUCCCGGGAGCAGAGGGCACUGUGAAAGAAGGCAAACAUCAGCGGGCUUUGGAGGAUCGGGAGGGAGAGAGAGGGGGAGGUAAGUGCACACAAGGGCAGCAGGUGACGGCUGGGAGCAGGGCUGGGCCCGUCGGGAUGCCCGGCCACGGGGAUUGCCCGCACUCCGGAGCAGCCCUGGACAAGAGGCGGUGUAGCAGCAGCAGUCUGUUGCAGUGACCCGAAGCUUAGAGAAGGGGAAAUUAAGCUGCGAAAAGAUAAACAUUAUUUUAAGUCGGAUUUGAAGGAUUAGGGCUUGUAAUAAAGAGUAUUAGGCCCUUUCGAAGGGUUCUUGCGAGGCGACUUUUCCGCCCACCGGAGAGGACAGGUAUUAUCUGCCUUGGGAGCACAUGUGCAGGAUUCCCACGCGUGUCCGCCCGGCAGAGCCAGGCCGGACCUCCCUCCCGGCUGUGUCCCGUCCUGCAGGGGAGCGACCCGGCUUCCUCCGGUUCCGUUCCCCGGCGGCUUUGUUAGAGGCUCCCUGGGGAGGCAGCUCUGCAUCGCCCUCCUGAGCUGCUCACGGGAGACGAAACCUGCCCGGCUCCGCGGCCCAGGAGCUGCCGGCUCUGCCCCCGGCCCUGGAAUCCCCCGGCUCUGCCCCCGGCCCUGGAAUCCCCCGGCUCUGCCCCCGGCCCUGGAAUCCCUCGACCGCGAAGCCGCGGGGGGAGUUAAUUAGGCGGGUGCAGGCCUCGGGGUCUCUUUAAGGCAGGCGCGAAGGUAACCUGCAGGAGUCUUAAGAGUUUUAUUUUUUAUUUAUUACUUUUACUCCCCUUUUAUUAAAGGUCAAGUGAGCGAGAUGCAGAUUAUCCCGCCCGCUCAGGACUCUCCUGCAAUCUGUCACGCCGUCAAGAUAUGUAUCGCAAAUCUCUCAAAAUAUAAUCUCCGGGAAUCAUAUUCCGAAUACUGUUUUGAUUAAAAACCAGAGGGGGGAUUGAUGGAGAACUAAUACCGGGAGCGGAGCCUGCGUGUGCCCAGGCACAAAACUAAAAUAACGGGCUCGCACGAACAGAUUCAGCGCCUCCAAUGCCAUAAUAAACGUAUUUAAACCG
Molecule: messenger RNA, 3948 nt
Organism: Taeniopygia guttata (zebra finch)
Lineage: Eukaryota; Metazoa; Chordata; Aves; Passeriformes; Estrildidae
Source: RefSeq, a predicted model, not a curated record